AUGUAUACGUUCAAUUAUGCACACUUCUUGUUUAAGAUUGUCUUCGAUGAAUGCCAUCGCGCGAAAAAUCUAACGCCCAGUGGGUCACAGAAACCAACAAAAACCGGCUUGACGGUACUUGAGUUGCAAAAUCGACUGCCCAAUGCACGCAUAGUUUACGCUAGUGCAACAGGUGCAACGGAACCACGCAACAUGGCAUACAUGACCCGACUAGGUCUCUGGGGUGAAGGAACUCCUUUCAAAACUUUCAACUCGUUCAUCCAGACACUUGAGCGAAGAGGUGUUGGUGCGAUGGAACUUGUAGCCAUGGACAUGAAACUUCGUGGCAUGUACAUAGCACGACAACUUAGUUUCCACGGUGUUCAUUUCACUAUCAAAGAAGUUGCGAUCGAAGAUGUUCACCUGAAGAACACCAGUUUCACUCAAGUGUACAAUCAGUCGGCAGAUCUGGUAAGUACAACGAGGCAUAAUUUCUUCUGGUUAAUUAUCCAUACAAUCACCGACCCUAUACUUUCUUACUACUGGGUCUAUGCUUACCGAUUCUUCUCUGAAGCAUCCCGUCUACUAAACCUCACGGACCGAUACAGAAAAACAAUGUGGGGCCAGUUUUGGUCAGCACAUCAGCGGUUUUUCAAAUAUUUGUGUAUCGCUGCAAAAGUGGACGCUUGUGUGGAAUUGACGAAAGCUGCCGUCAGCGAGGGCAAGUAUUCUAUCACAUAUUUACUCAUUGUUCAUGACUAUUCGGAAUCUUUUUCUCAGUGCGUUGUCAUCGGUCUUCAAUCGACCGGGGAGGCGAAAACACUCGAACAAGUCGAAGAAUUGGGUUCCGAUCUUGGCGACUUUGUGUCUACCACGAAGGGUGUAUUCCAAUCACUGGUUGAAAAAUACUUCCCUACUCCGAGUAAUUUGGAAAACUUUGUUCAACGUGGUGACCGACUAGCCAGUGCUGGAGACCGCAGCUCGCACACCACACUGAGUCGCGCUGGACGUGCAGUAGCUGGUGGUCAAGGCAGUGGUCUUGGAUUGAAAGAUAUUCUUGGAGAGAAAAUGCUUGCAAAAUUGGUUGCCGGUGGUAGUUUAUCGGGUUCCACUCUCGACGGUGAACGUGAUGAGGAAGAACAAUCUAAACCGGGAGGCAAAGGAUCCCCAGAUUCGGAUGACGAGGAUGAUGAUGACAAGUCUGACGAAUCUGGUGAUGAUGAUUCUGACACGGGAACUGAUGUUAAAUCUAACGGUUUGGGGUCGAAAUCUGGUCGACAUUCUUCAUCAUCAGACUACUAUGAUUCUGAUCUAGAGUUGAAUUCUUCGACAGGAACAAAACGUGUGGCAAAGAAAGGAAACAAUAAGAAGACAAAUCACAGUUCCCGACGCAAGCUACGACAAGGAAAUGACGGCAGUUCGUCGAAUGAUGCUUCAGACAAUUCUGAUGAUGACUGCGAUCCUGAUGCCCUGUUUGAUAGUUUCAUGGCCAGGAAUGCUUUCUGGUCGCAUGAUCAUUCUGAUGUUUCAUCUGACGGCAAAAUAAAACGAUCCAGUGGAUUAAACCACGAUUUCCUUGGAGAUGACUCGAUGCGCGAACUAUCUCGUAAAUACUUCUUCCGUCGUGAUUCGCCCAGUGAGGUCGAUGGAGUGGCCAGCAACUCGUCCGGUCUCUCACCAGAAGAGGCAAAGCGCCAGUGUACUGAAAUGCAGAAUCUUUUGCUUCGGUUCAUUGAAAAACUUGGUGCAAAGCUGCCCCCAAGCUCGUUAGAUGAACUGAUUGACAAACUGGGUGGUCCUUCGUGUGUGGCAGAAAUGACUGGACGUAAAGGCCGGAUGGUCAUGGGUGAGGAUGGACGUGUUACAUAUGAGUCGCGUCGCGAAUUCGAUGUGAGUUUGGAAAUCCUCAAACUCACUGAGAAGCAGCGCUUCAUGGACGGCGAAAAACUUAUUGCGGUCAUUUCAGAAGCUGCGAGCAGUGGUAUUUCUCUACAAGCUGAUCGUCGAGCCAUAAACCAACGCCGUCGUGUACAUAUCACGCUGGAGUUACCAUGGAGCGCAGACCGAGCUAUUCAACAAUUCGGUCGGACGCAUCGCUCAAAUCAAGUUAGCGCUCCAAUGUACAUAUUCUUAAUAUCCAAUCUAGCCGGUGAGCAGCGUUUUGCCUCGACUGUAGCAAAGCGCCUAGAAUCACUCGGUGCGCUAACACACGGUGAUCGACGGGCAACAGACACUCGUGAUUUGUCCCAAUUUAAUAUCGAUACGAAAUUAGGUCGGGAAGCGUUGGACAUUGUUCUGCGCUCUUGUUUGAACGGUGAAGAAGGUAUUGUCGAACCGCCGUUGCAUUAUGUAUCCCAGUUGGCAGAUAAUGAUCCGGACGACCCCUCUAAUCGGUUUUUCAUGGACAUGAAAGCUAGUCUUCAAGGCGUCGGUUUAGUGGCUGGCAGGAGUAGAGAAAAAGAUAGUGGACAAAUGUCUAAAUUUUUAAACCGAAUGCUUGGUCUACGUGUGCAUAUUCAGAACGCCCUAUUCCGCUACUUUUCCGACACCUUGGAGGAGCUAACUCGACGUGCCAAGCGGGAUAAUCGUCUCGACCUGGGUAUCAUGGAUCUUGGUACGAGUGGACAAAAUAUGGAGAUCGUAUGGACCAAAAGUUUUGACACUUGGUUUCUUUCAGACAAGACGCAAGUUCAUUUGCAUAAAGUCACAGCCGAACGUGGACUUACAUGGGCUGCCGCGAUGGAAAUAUACACACAACACGAUGGUGUUAACGAUGGAUUUUAUUUGCCUGUCGGUGCAAACUCGAUGCGUGUAGUUAUCCCGAUACUAGCUGUGUACUUAAAAUCCAGACCCAGUGCACGUCUGUCUGGUGGUAAAACAGAGACAAAAUACUAUCGGAUUUACCGUCCCAAUACGGGCUUACAGUCACGCCCAAUGGAGUUGGAAAAGUUACUUGAACGCUAUAAUCGUGUUUCCAACCCGUCUGAUUGUCAAGAUGCAUGGCAUCGAGUGUGUAAAGAGAGCGCGACCAGAUGCAUUCACAUGCUUCAGCACAAUAUGUGUCCUCGAGCUGCUCAGCAACGUACGGUAUGUGAAGUUGGUCUCCGAGUUCGGACCUAUUACGUGCUGAGUGGCUCUGUCCUAAAUGUGUGGGCCCAAAUUGAGCCACUUCUUCAGGGUCGUUCCAGCCAGGAUCGUUGUAUGCAGGUUGUUCGUUUGAAGUCGAAAGAUGGCAGUCGCAUAAUUGGUUCUCUGAUCCCACCGGAAUGCGUAGAAGAUGUACUAAACUGUCUUUCAUCCCCACCAGGGCCGCUUCAGCUCGCUGCCCUACAUGAUAUCCCGUUCGGGAAGACUCCACCACAAAACAGAAUGACUGGCAUUCCUCGAACUGCACAGUACCGUAUGCCGAUUGGGUCAAAUUCAAGCAUGUCAACUUUCCAGCGUCAGCGCUCCUGGCAACGACGAGCCGCGCCUUAUCAUCCGCGUGGGUCACAUUUAUUCAAUCGUGGAUACCAUCCUAGCAAUCAGACUGCAUUCGGGAUGAGAGACCCUAGUCAAUUCGCUAUUCGGCCGCGAGGGUCCCUUCCUCCUGGUUAUGCAUCCAAUCUGAACUCAGCGCUACAUCGUCCCGGGACACCGACACAUUUUCCAAGAUACGGACCUUUGUUAGGAUCACAAGCUAAUCGUUUUAAUGCAAAUGAUCCUCAUAACAAUCCGUCAGCUUUUGGUGGGCCUCGGUUAGGUGCUCGAGUGCCGUUCACCGGUUCGGGUUACUCACUGCCCACAAGUUAUUCCAGUCCGUCUCUCAUUCAGUCGUUGCCGUCUGGGUUAUCCGGAAUGGAUUUGCCACGAGCUGACAUUGGAUCAUCGAAUCCUCGUCGUCCAGGCAGCCGUCUGAACGCUGCUUUAUCUAUACCCCUUGAUACACCUAAUCCUACCACAAGGCUGAAUUCAAACCAGCAAUUUGGCCAGGUAGAGGAACAACACAUACCGACAACCUCAAACAGUUCAUUCUCCAAUGCAAUUGUGCCAACGAAUUCUGUCCUCCCGAGAAAUGAUACUCGGAUUGCACCGGCAUCCACCGACCCGCCCGAUUCGAACAAACGUGUACCCAAUAAGAUGACCAAAUUCAAGAUUAAGUGGAAAGAGGGGUGA
Messenger RNA from Echinostoma caproni, 4134 nucleotides. Lineage: Eukaryota; Metazoa; Platyhelminthes; Trematoda; Plagiorchiida; Echinostomatidae. The record is from the annotation of a GenBank genome assembly.